Molecule: messenger RNA, 1077 nt
Organism: Alternaria viburni
Lineage: Eukaryota; Fungi; Ascomycota; Dothideomycetes; Pleosporales; Pleosporaceae
Exons: 2
Coding region: 1-1077 (358 amino acids)
Source: RefSeq, a predicted model, not a curated record
AUGGCCAUCGCAUCCAUUCUCGAAAACCUCAAGGCUGGUGACUCUCCUGACCUAGAACUCGUUCACCCUACCGAAGCCGAAAAGCAGAUACAGUUCAACGCAAACGCAAACGAAUGGCGCGGUGCUCUUUCCAAACCUGCAUAUUUUCGUCGCGAGGCCACACUUUCGCAAACAAACCUGACACGUGAUGGCGGCAUUUCAUACUGGAUCCUAGCUGACCCUGACAAAACUGUGUCAGAAGACCCUUGGAACCCAGAUGCAGGCACCAAACUACCAAAAGGUACCCGACUACCACUAGCGAGCUGCGAAACAAUCCGGAAGAAGGCGCUCGUGUGGCAGAACGGAGAAAUCAAGGAGGAAUACUACGCGAAAUUCGGCUGGGAAUCUUUUACUUCUUCACAUGUUUCCAUCCCUGCGAGCACUUCUCAAGACACGAGCAACUUACCCACGGCCCGACCACUGUACGCGGACGAUCUGGAGGAACUAUGCAAGAUCGACGAAGCCUCCCUCCGCCGAAGUCUAGAGUCGCGACCAAAGGACAGCAACACCGCAGUCGCAAUACUUCCCAACAUCGAGACGAUCCAGUGGCACCACGCGCGUGAAGAAUUCGUAGGUAACGAGCUACAUGGCAAGAAGCCAGAGAUCAAAGGCGCGGUCGUCGGUACGGAGAAGGGAAAGCGCGUUUGGUGUUACUGGACAAGGAUGUGGUACAACGAGAACCCAGCUGAGGCCAAGGGCAACACCCUGCAUAUCCUACGGCUGGUCAUCGAGGACGAUGGCUUUGAGGGCUCUUCGGGUAGCAUGAACGGCGGAUCUGAGAGCAACAGUCACGAAGCUGCUAUUGCGGCCCUCAUGGCGAUGGCCCAGCAGGAGGCGCAGAAAUGGAAGAUGGAGAACGUGGAGAUGUGGGCGCCUUCGCCAGCGGCGCUGGCAGCUGCAAAGAAGCUGGAUCCGGCUGUCAAGGUCAUUGUGAGAGAUCAAGAGAGCAUCGCGGCCUUGCAGUGGUUUCCAGAACACGACGGACCGGUUGCUGACAAGAUUGACUGGAUCGCAAAUGAGAAGUACGGGUGGUGUUGA